This is a messenger RNA of Vitrella brassicaformis, 5444 nucleotides long. NCBI's taxonomy places the organism in Eukaryota, Vitrellaceae. The record is from the annotation of a GenBank genome assembly.
CCCCCCCCCCCCCCCCACCGUCCGUCAUGCCGACUCCCAUCUAUGACUUCAUCCAGGAGCAUGAGCUCGAGUUCCAAGCCGGCCCAGACAGCUUCCUCGGUCACCAAGAAAGCACAGAUCAAUUGCCUGUCAUGGUCACCAUCAUGAAGACGGACGAUGCAUUGCUGCAGGUUCAGGAGCAUUCGGAUGCGUGGUGAAGGCCAAGUGGAACGGCAAACCUGUCGCUGUCAAGAUACUGGUGAGAGUGGUUGUGCCGCAGGAAAAAGCCGCGGAAGCAGCAAUGGAUGGCUCUCACGAUGCAGAAUCAUGCGAAUAUUGAGGAGGUGAGGAAGGAGGUCCACGUGCUUUCACACGUUCAGCAUCCCAACUUGAUCAAGUUUCUCGGGCUGGCCGUGGCCGAGAAAAAUGGGAAACUGAUGAUUGUCACAGGCACGCAUCGCCCUCCCGUUCGUGAACUCUCCCACGAUUGGCGCUUGCAAUGUCUUGAUGCCUCAGAGCACUGCAUUGGCGGCACAUUGCAUACAUAUUUGGCGGACCUCAAGGAGAGACUUGAUGACAGCCUUCGGCAAAAGCUUGCCGUGCAGGUAACACAAAGAGAGGCGCAUCCCUGUUGAUGCUUGAUGGAUGAUGUGUACAGGUCUGCGAGGGCGUUGCUGCUCUUCACGCACACAAAGUCGUCCAUCGCGACCUCAAGCCCGCUAACAUUCUCGUACGCAGCUCGAAGAGCCUGACUUCUCGUCAGAUUCGAUGUGUGUGCGCCUCAGGUGGAUGGCCAAGGAGACGUCAAACUCUCCGACUUCGGCCUGGCGAGGUUUAUAGAAGGCACGAGUCGGUCAGUGGCUAUGGGUAAGAGAACAACAUACGUAGCAAGAGACAGACAGGCAGACCGACAGGCCGACAGGCAGACAGGCGGGUGGACAGAUAGAGAGACAGAUAGAGAUACACACAGAGAGAGACACCGACACACAGACACGGGCAGGCGGGCAAUUUCAGGGCCUACGUGACAGCGUUGUUUUUGUGUAGGGGCGGGCACACACGGCUUCAUGGCGCCAGAGGCCUAUGAUCCAAGUAAGCAAUGGCAUAUAUAUCGCCUCUCUUCUCAUGGAUCGUUGAUCUGCCUGGCCUGCAGCGAAGCGGCUGACCCUCGCAUCUGACAUUUGGGGACUCGGAGGCAUCCUGGUAGAGAUUCUGGGAGGUAAGAGUGCAGUGUCCUUCUUGCCCUCUCAACCAUUUUCUCUGUGCCUCCGCAGGGAAGAAACCCUUUCCUCAGUUGAGUGGACUGACACCGGAGCUGGCCAUGGUGGAGGCCAUGAGACUGUACAAGGAGAGAGUGAAGGUUCGUCUACAGUAGGAGAUACUGUUCUGGACAGACUCAUUGACAGCUUGUCUUAGCCUUAUCCCCUUGUUUAUUGACAGCCUGAGAUCCCCACGGGCAAGCUGUUCCCUCCCCAUGUCCGACAGAUCAUUGAGGUACACUGGACGAAAUGGACAGCAAACUCCGUGUACGCCGUCCCUGUGCAGAGAUGUUUUGACUACGAACCGAGCAAGCGACCGACGGCCAAGGAGGUGCAUCCGAUAUGAACGGGGACAAUCGUGUACCUGUCACCUGUGUCUUUCGUAGGUGCUGGAUGCAUUGAAGGGCCCACCCAGACCGGUGACACCGAAUCCUCGGCCGAUGGACAGCAACGAGGCGAGUAAGGCUGUAUCAAGCUUACGCCUCAUCUGUGUGUAUUAGCGAUGGAUCGCUCGGAUAGCUUUUAUGAGUCAGACACUAUCACACUGCCGAAAAAGCCGAUAUCGGUGCCCGUCUCGCCCUCGCCUUCACCAGUGCCCAGAGAGGUGUGCGAAGCCUCUGUGCUUUCGCUCCGUGUCACCGAUUGGCCUGACCCUGCUGCAGAAGGACAUCUUCGCUGCUGUGAAGGCUGACGAUUUCGAAUCUGUGACUCAGCUGCUUCAAGACCACGGAAAGUCAAAACUCGAGAAGCGAGACAAUUCGAAAGUACGGGCAACUGUCACUGUCACCCGUCUGGGAGUGUUUGUUUGUUCCCGCAGAACACACCCUUCUUGAUAGCUUCGGGAGAAGGCCACGACAAGAUCAUGCGGUUGAUGUACGUCAAAUAUGGUGUACUGAUUCUGAAGCAGAAGAACACACUGGAUCAGUGGACUGCGAUGCAUUGGGCUGCUAGACAUGACAGAGUCGAGGCUGUCAUCUUGCUGCUUGAGUUAGGUGGCCCCGAACUCCUGUAUGAAUGCACCAAGGUAAGACAGGAGCGCUUGAAGUUUCGAUGAUCCCUUGUGGGCCAAUGGAUUAUUCCAUUGCAGGAUGGUGCAACGGCAUUUCUGAUCGCUGCCUUCCAUGGCCAUGUCCGUACCAUGAAAGAGAUGCAUUCCACUGAAGGAGAGGCCCUUCUUCGUCAGAGCAAUGUGAGACUCACUGUGAGACAGGCUUGUGACGCGUCUCAUUCUCUCACUUCGUUCUAUUGGUGUUUGUAUCGCCAGCACUAUGGCGAUACAGCGCUUCAUGGGGCCGUUGAAGGAAGUCACUCUUCAGCAGUCACUCAGCUACUCGAAUGGGAUCCCUCCCUCCUUGAGAUCAGAAACAAAAACGUAAAAGACAACGAAGAAAGAACAUGAAUCACGCAUGUGAUGGAACAGGGCAAAACGCCUUGGAAUCUUGCCGCGGAGAAACCUGAAAUCCAGCAGUCAAUGGCCAAGUACAAGAGCUCCACCGAAGAGGUACUCAUUGGCUCGCACGACAGCGACAACGCCAUUUUUGAGGCCGCGAGGGCUGGUGAUAGGGGGUCGGUGAGGGGCCUGCUUGCUAAACAUGGACCGGAACUACUCGACAAGCAAGACAACUUGGGGGUACGACAUUGUUAUAUGACUGAAGAUCGCUGGCUCGUGUCUCCUCAUUUGUGCGCUCGCGCAGGGCACUCCAUUCAUCAUCGCUGCUCUGAAAGGACGUGUCGGUGUCAUGCAAGUCAUGUACAACGAAUACGGCUCUUCUAUCCUCCAGCAAACGAAUACAUCGGUACACAUCCGAACGCUCUACAUUGCUGCGAGAUAUGUUGGCUGUGAUGUAAUGCAGCAUGGUGGUCCAGCCAUGCAUUACGCUGCCAUGUCCGGCCAUGUUGGAGCUGUCGAUCUACUUCUGAAGUGGAGUUCUCCGAUGCUCUACGCGCACAACUCGGUAAGACACCGUAACAUGCAUCCGAAAGCUCAUGAUACAUUCCGCUCUCCGGCAGAGAGGCGACACGCCAUUCAUCUGUGCUGCCGCGAACGGACAUCUGGAAGUGCUGAAGGCCAUGCAUGCCAAGGGGGGCAAUGGCCUCCUCUCGCCGAAAGCCGUCGUAAAAUACACGUGAAGACGCACACAAUGGAUGUCUUCGAUAUGCUCGGUUCGUUUUGUUUUCUGGUGUGUGACACACAAAGGACGGAAAUACAGCACUCCAUCAUGCAGCAAUAAAUGCGCACCACACAGGCCACUCUGAAAUUGUGGACCAGCUGUAAGAGACACAGAUCAAUGACGUCAAUAUCUCAUCCUCUUUGUUUCCCUCUUUACCUGCUGCGAAGGCUCGAGUGGGCUGGGGCGGCUCUGCUGGACAUCAAGAACAAUUUGGCCAGUGCACAUAUAUUCACAUCAUCGUGUGAUGUGCUCAUCUCAUCUCAUCUCAUCUCAUGGCAACAGGGGAAGACGGCGUGGGAUUUGGCGGAGAGAAAGCUUGAGAUCAGAGAGAUCAUGGCGAAACACAAGGAGCAAAGAGGUCAGCGAGUCUGUUUGUCCUCGCAUGAGAGACACAUCAAGUGCAUCCAUUUCUGGUUGUGUGACAGGUGCAAUGAAAUACGUGAGAGGCCAAGUGACCUCUCCUAACGUCGAAGUGCCACGUGCCAACGAGUAUUGUUCUUGUGCUGGUUGCGUCAGAGUGACAUCUUUGAAGCUGUCAGAGCCAACGACGUCCAGUCCGUGGCCCACCUGAUCGACACCGAAAAGGAGAUACUCGACAAACGAGAAGAGGGCUACUUUAAGGCAUGCAAUCAUGAAGGCGAUGGAAGUUCAGUUGUCUGUUAUCUUAAUUCAUGCCCGCAGCUCAAACCCUUCAUCGUGGCUGCAAAGGAGGGUCACGUGGGCGUAAUGUCGGUCAUAUACUGCAGCAAGCCUGACAUACUGCAGCAAACAGACGUGGUACCAACACAGAGAAAGCAUUUUCUCUGCUGCUCUUGAUAACGAGAUGUGUUGGGUGUAAUGGAAUGCAGACCGGGUGGAAUGCCAUGCACAUCGCUGCCAGGGAGGGCCAUGCUGCGGCCGUCAAGCAGCUGCUGGAGUGGGAUGCCAAACUCCUCUAUUCAUGCACUGCGGUAACAGAGCACAUAUGUCCCCGCCGCCUCAGCGUGUCGAUUGUGUCUGUGUGUCGAUUGCAGUCCGGCGAGACGCCAUUGAUGUUGGCCGCCCGCAAUGGUCAUGUGGAUGUGAUACAGGCAAUGCAUCGCAAAGCAGGGGGAAGACACGACCUACUCAAACAGAAGGACAAUGUGACACCAAUAGCCGAAAACACACGCAGAAUGCCUCUCAUCAGAUCGGUUGCACUUGUGUGGGUGCAUGACACACGCAGAAUGGCGAGACGGCACUCCACUGUGCUGUAUUCUGGGGCCACACAGAAGUUGUGUCUCAGCUGUGAGUCAAAACUCAAUGACUGACCCAAGCAUCUCACCAACACACUCUCUGUGUGUGUCAUUCUCAAAGGCUCGAGUGGGGCGGCGGUGUUCUGCUCGAUAUCAAAAUCAAGACGGUGAGUGCACACAGACAAUCGAUAUCACACCAUCGAUGGUCGAGUGAUAUGCUCAUCUCAUGACGACAGGGGAAGACGCCAUGGGACAUAUCCUUUCAACUUCAAUGUCCCAGGGCGGCCAGGUCGGAGAUUGAAGGGAUCGUGAAAAAGUACAAGCGGUAGCCUUGUACUUGACGCCUUGUGAGACAACGAUAGAUUUUCUGGUCUGAUGUGUGUGAAGUGUGUAAGGCCUUGUUUCUGUCUAGGGCCUGAUAGACAGCAGCUGCCACUCUUGUCAUGCGAGUGGCACACGGUGUGCUCAUCGAUCCGUGUGCAGCAGAAACCUUUGCACAAAUCAUGUCUGAUGCGUCUCGAUCGCGCACACAAAUCUCACAUCACAUAAGAACACAGAAACAGACACCGACAGUGUCACCGUAUAUCUAUUAUUAUGUCGGGUGUCGCUCGUCAGAGAAGUCGACUGUGAUGUGAUGUGCGCGUGAAUGUCUCUCACAGACCCACGCUAUGUAAUUAGCAAAGGUGUCUCUGAGUGGAUCUGCACAGAAACACAGACAUCAAGGUCAUGACACAGCGCCAUGCCAUUCAUCUGCAUGUGUGACAUGGCCGACUGUUAUGUAUCUUUGAUGUGUCACUCCAAGGGAGUAAGUGCAUGGAGGACCC